This is a messenger RNA of Danio rerio (zebrafish), 5698 nucleotides long. The record is from RefSeq and is a predicted model, not a curated record. NCBI's taxonomy places the organism in Eukaryota, Metazoa, Chordata, Actinopteri, Cypriniformes, Danionidae.
AGUACGCAGGGUUCGCGCAGAGAAAGGCGCGCAGCUUGCAAGAGGGCAGCAGCAGACGCGUGGAGCGCGCACUCAACAUAUGACAGCUCAACACGGACAUACCGUACACUCUCUCUGCACAUCUUUAAGCAGCAUAUAUGGAUUACACUCGGACACACAGGGCUGAAGCCAUGCACUCUUGUUUGUCCCGCAUGCGUUUUCGAUGCUUUUUCCUCAUGUUGUCAUUUUUUUGCGAAGCUGCAGCUUUUAACCUGGAUUUAGAAAAGCCCACGGUUUACAAUGGACCUGAGGGAAGUUAUUUUGGAUACUCACUGGACUUUUACCACCCAACACAGGAUAGAAACGUCAUGUCGGUGUUGGUUGGGGCUCCUAAAGCGAACACCUCUCAGCCGGGGAUUGUGGAGGGAGGAGCGGUGUACUACUGCCCCUGGCCGGCAUCAGACCCAGACUCCUGCCGCCAGAUCCCCUUUGAUAAAGCAAAUAACCGUAUGAUUAAAGUGAACGGGACACGAGAGCCUCUAGAAUUUAAAUCCCAUCAGUGGUUUGGAGCAACAGUCAGGACCCACAAAGGCAAAGUGGUGGCCUGUGCUCCCCUCUAUCAAUGGAGGACAGUGAAGGUCAGCAGUGAGAUGGAUCCUGUGGGAACCUGUUAUGUGGCUGUGCAGAACUUUAGUGCCUAUGCUGAGUAUUCACCCUGUAGAACCAAUAACCCAGACCCAGAGGGCCAGGGCUUCUGCCAGGCGGGCUUCAGUGUUGAUUUUACUAAGGAAGGGACUCUGGUCGUGGGAGGACCAGGGAGUUUCUACUGGCAAGGCCAAGUGAUAACAGCCGGAGUUGCCGAGAUAUUAAACGGCUAUUCUCUGAAAACAAUCCUGCGUAAAGUUCAAGGAGAAAAGCAGACGGUGGCAGCAUCAGACACGUACGAUGACAGUUACCUUGGAUAUUCUGUAGCGGUUGGAGAGUUCACAGGGGAUUCGGAACAAGAAUUGGUAGCAGGGGUUCCUCGAGGGGCACACAACUUUGGUUAUGUGACAGUGAUCAAUGCAACAAACCUGACGUUCAUUCAGAACUUUACUGGAGAGCAGAUGGCCUCUUACUUUGGAUACACCAUUGCAGUGACUGAUCUAAAUGGAGAUGGGUUAGACGACGUGCUAGUUGGAGCUCCACUCUAUAUGGACCGCGAGUUUGAGAGUAAGCCUCGAGAGGUGGGCCGGGUUUAUUUAUAUCUGCAAGAAGAUGUGCUUCUCUUCUCUCCUCCCAUCACACUCACUGGAAUGCACCUGUUUGGCCGCUAUGGAAGUGCCAUUGCUCCUCUUGGAGAUAUCAACCAGGAUGGCUAUCUUGACGUGGCUAUAGGGGCUCCAUUCGCCGGGGAGGAUCGUGGUGGCAGAGUCUUUAUCUAUAAUGGGCAGAAAUCCGGCCUGAUGUUACAGGCUUCUCAAGUGCUGAAAGGCGACUGGGCCUCAUCUGGCAUCCCAGCAGGCUUUGGAUUCACCCUUCGUGGAGAUUCUGACCUCGACAACAACCAGUACCCUGAUUUGCUGGUCGGUGCAUUUGGAGUGAGUAAAGUCGUGGCCUACAGGUCAAGACCAGUGGUGACCGUGGAUGCUCAGCUGAUUUUAAGACCCAGAAUCCUUAACCCAGAGGACAAGUCUUGCCGAAUGCCCAAUUCUGAUAUCAUGGUAACCUGCCUGUCAGUAAAUGUGUGUGCAAAGAUCUCUGGGAUUGGUAUUCCUGAUUAUGUAGCUCUGCGGAUGGAGCUACAGCUGGACUGGCUGAAGCAGCGUGGAGCAGUAAAGCGGGUCUUGUUCAUGGACUCUCACCAACACCAGCGGAGCCAGCAGCUGGUUCUGGGUCAAGGGGACCGCCAGCACUGCCACAACUACUCUGUGUACCUGCGGGAUGAGGCCGAGUUCAGGGAUAAACUGAGUCCUAUCAGCGUGACACUGAACUACAGUCUGGACCAAAGCUCUCCUCCUGCUGGCCUACAGCUGCGGCCUGUGUUGGAUCACUACAGCAAGACCUUCCACCACGAGCAGGCAAACAUCCUGUUGGACUGUGGAGAAGACAACAUGUGCAUCCCAGAUCUCAAACUCUCUGCUAAAAUGGACCGGACUGAGCUUAUAAUCGGGGAUGACAACUUGCUGAUGUUGACUAUUAAUGCAGCCAAUGAGGGUGAGGGGGCGUAUGAGGCGGAGCUUCACGUGACCCUCCCACCAGAGGCAGAUUAUAUAGGUGUGGAGCGUAGGCGUGAGGAUCUUCAGCGGCUGAACUGUGAACACAGGACGGAGAAUGACACCAGGAUUGUGGUGUGUGAUCUGGGGAACCCAAUGGUUGCUGAUACAAAUUUGUCGGUGGGUUUACGGUUUUCCGUGGCGAGGCUGGAGGACGCCCCUCCUACCAUUGGCUUUGAGGUGCAGAUCCACAGCUCUAACAAGGACAACUCAAGAAGUGUCCCAGUGAAUUUGACUCUAAGCAUUGUGGCAAGAGCAGAGGUGGAGAUAAGAGGUGUGUCUCAUCCCGCUCAGGUUGUUUUGCCUUUCCCUCGAUGGGAGCCCAAAGAGAAACCUGUGAGAGAGGAUGAAGUCGGUCCUCAGGUUCAGCACAUAUAUGAGUUACAUAACAAAGGUCCGAGUUCAAUAAGCAGGACAGUGCUGGAGGUGGGCUGGCCCAGUCGCUACCGUGAAGAGCACCUUCUCUAUGCACUUCAGGUCAUUACUGACGGACCGGUUCACUGCAGCACCAACAGCUCCCUCAACCCACUGGAGUUGGAGACCUCGACUCUUCAGGACACUCCAGAGUUACUGGGCUUCCUGAGGAACAGCAGCGGAGUGACCCGCCGAAGACGAUCUGUUUCUAUAGGCCAAAGCUACAACAGCAAAACACUGAACUGCUCGAAUAUCAACUGUCUGAUGGUGGAGUGUGUAGUGGACCGUCUGGAUCGAGGGCAAAGUGCAGUGAUCAAGUUCAGAUCUCGACUCUGGGCUUACACCUUCUUACAGAGAAGGAAUGACCACUACACGCUAAACUCCACAGUGUCCUUUCAAGUGACGGCCAUGCCUUAUCGCAUCAAAGCUGAGACACUCCCACGCCAGAGCAAAUCAAUCGGCACGUUUGUGGUGUGGGCCAUUCCUGACGUCUCCUUUGCCAUUCCCCUGUGGGUCAUAAUUCUGGCUAUACUGCUGGGACUGCUGGUGCUGGCAGUGCUUAGCCUAGCAAUGUGGAAGUGUGGCUUCUUCGAUCGUGCGCGGCCACCCAAAGAUGAUGACGUGUCAGACCGCGAGCAGCUGACCGCAGAAAAAUCCACAGACGCGUGAGAGCAGACCAGAUGACCAAAAAUGAACGAAGAGGCCAUGGAUUGAAUCUCCAUGAAGACAGUGGAGGAGCUGCGUCCAAGAGUUCAGUAUCUGCUGAAGAACACAGAUCAAAGCCUCUAAAUAAACUACAGCUCCCACACUGGACUGCCAUCUGUGAGCUGGGCCACAGUUCCACUCAAAAACAUUUAUUUAAAUUGACGGAUAAGAGCAAGAACUCUGAGCAUUGCACACUGAUAGAGCUGUAAUAUACACAAGAUCCAAUGAGCCACUUGACUAGAGGCUGAUCAGUACAGUCCAAAAACAUCAAGAUCUCAUUGUCCAAUCAACUCCAUUGACUUCUUUUUUUAUGGUUGUGAUGAGGAUUUCCGAGGACAUACUGUUUAACUGUAUCAGUGGAACUCAAGAAUAUUUGAUCUCAAUCACCAGCUCAAAACAGGAUCUGGAUCAUUCCGCAAUUCACCUUACUUUGGCUGCAUUUACACUGCAUCUAAAUAUGGAGUCACUCCUCUUUUAAGACCUUUUUUUGUUUUAUUAUUUAAAUAUCGAAAUCAAACUGUUGGCAUCCAUGUUUGAUGUUUACAGCAGAGAGAGAAUUUAAAACUCGCUUCGAAUUAGAAUUUUUUUUGUACACACAAAACGAUAAUUUAAAUGUUCACACCAACAUUCACACUCUGCUGUGUGUAUAUGAGCAUUUUAACAGAAUGUUUCAAGAAAACAUUCAACAAAGUCACAUAUAAUGUCACAUACUAUAUGCAAAUUGUUAAUGUCACCUGCAGUACAGUUCAUAUAGUCAUAAAAGGAGCUGAAUGUUACAGAUAAGAACGCAGCUUGUUGAUAAUGAUGGAGGGAUGCAUUUUGUGUGUUGCAGCUGACUAGAGUCUAGAUUCUUAGACCCUGUUUACAUCUGCUAUUAGAUGUGUUUUUGUAGAUCCAACCACAAAUGGACAAUGCCAAAUACAGGUGUAAACCAGGGCUGAAACUUUUUGGGCUUGUUCACUUUUGAUUACUUUCAUAGGUAGCCAAAAACACAUUCAUUCAAAUGGCAAACCAGCCAGGGUUUGAACUUUGUCAUCUGAAAUUGUACGUUUGGUUUGAAGAUCAAAAAAUUUGAAGUAAAAAUCAUAGUUAGAAUACUAGCAGUUAAAGGAACACUUUUUUUUUUUGAAAUACAUUUUGCAGUGAUUAAAAAGAAUCCCAGCUAGGUAAGUAGGUAACAGCGCUGUGUAAUGUCAUUGCGCCUGCUGCAGUCAUGGUGUGGCAGCAAAGUUUUAUUGAUCAUUACGCCUAAAUGAGAAUAUAGUUCCUAGCCAUACCAGCCGCUAAAAUUUAAGCAGCUUUUCAUUACAUUUUUCUGUCAGUCUUAGUACAAAAUGUAACUACAGGAGAGUCAAGCUUUAAGUAAGACAAUUAGCAAAAUUCCUAUUUUAUAAGAUACUUCUGGUCUAAUCUGAUUCAAUGAUUUAUGCUAAGUUACGCUAAGGGUGUACUCACACUAUGUACAGUUGUCUUAAACCGUGACAAAGCGUGAUCGUCCCUCUGGCACAGUUCGGAUAGCAUAUUGUGAGUGCACCCUAAAAGUGCUACUUCCAGAAUGGUAGAUUGGCUGAAUGGAUUAAACAUUGGUGAAACUCAAGUGUUUAACAAAAAUUUGCCUAUGUCCAAAAAAUAACAAAUAAAAUGAUUGUUCAUUUAUUGGGAAUGGGCUUCCCUCAUCUACUUGUGUUCAAUAACAUCAUGGCGUUGCCUCAUAUGUCUACAUGCCUUGUCAAUGAUUGUACUGAUUGCAUUUUAAAGCUUGUAAAGGAAUUGCUCUGUAAGUACAAAGAUAAGGGGAGGGGGAAUUAAUAGGUAUAAAUGUUAAGUGCAAUAAUGGGACAUUUUGAGUUGAUAAUUUGUGUGUACACUGGCUCCAAAAUGUUUAAAACCUGAAGUUCAGGUUGUUUUGUAUAUAUAUUUUGUCAAAAUAGUUAUUUGUCAUGCUGUCGGGCAGGAAGGAAUUGCUCAUUUUCCAAACCUAAAGGGAAAAAAGACUGUAGGUUUUCAGCAAUGCAUAGCUAGAUAAUGUUGGAUGAUGUAGGCACACUUAUUUCAUCUUUUUUUUUUCAAACUGCUGCUAACAUGUUGCAUUCAGAGCAUGUUAAUCACAAAAUAUUUUCUUUUCUGGUUUCAUAUUAAUGUUUUACCUCAAUCAUUGAUCUUCAGUGUUUUUCAUUAUAGACUGAUAAUUCAAGAAGUUUUGAACUCAUAUUAAAAUCUCAUCUUGUCAUGUUUUCACCUCUGGAAGGAAAUGAUCAAUGUUUCAGUCCAUGAGUGAUGUAUUGUGAUGUGUGCCCCUGCCUAUUUUACACAGGUCUGACAUUAAAAUGGAAUUUGAAACAAUU